AUGGUGAUCCCCAUCCUUUCCAGUGUCCCCAAGGCCAGGACACCGCUGUCCUUUCCGAGCAUUGUCACCGUGUUUGUCACCUUCGCGGCCAAGGAGGGCAGGAAGGGGACGCUGACGGCCGGAGAGUUCAAGGAGCUGGUGAGGCUGCAGCUGCCAAAUUUGAUGAAGGACGUGCCCUCUCUGGAGGAGAAGAUGAGCGAGYUGGACGUGAACAACGACGAGGAGCUGCGUUUUGGGGAGUACUGGCGGCUGAUCGGGGAGCUGGCCCGGGCCAUGCGCAGGGACAAGGCGGCCCAAAAGUGACGGCACCCGGCCCAAACGGGGCGAAUAAAAGAGAUUUCCCCGAGCCGGAGCGUGGCUGCUGUUCUUGGGGGGCUCCUGAUUUGGGGUGUCCUGAUUUGGGGUCUCCUCUCCCGGGGAGGCCGCGCUGAAGAGCCGGGAUGGCGAUUUGGGGUGAUGGAGAGGGAUGGAGYCGUUCCCAAAUUGCCCGUUUGGCUUUUGGGGUGCCCCACAAACACCUUCCUGC
Molecule: messenger RNA, 526 nt
Organism: Malurus melanocephalus (red-backed fairy wren)
Lineage: Eukaryota; Metazoa; Chordata; Aves; Passeriformes; Maluridae
Gene: S100A13
Product: S100 calcium binding protein A13
Exons: 3
Coding region: 1-303 (100 amino acids)
Biological process (GO): positive regulation of canonical NF-kappaB signal transduction; positive regulation of cell population proliferation
Cellular component (GO): perinuclear region of cytoplasm
Molecular function (GO): RAGE receptor binding
Source: RefSeq, a predicted model, not a curated record